Molecule: messenger RNA, 1181 nt
Organism: Chaetomium strumarium
Lineage: Eukaryota; Fungi; Ascomycota; Sordariomycetes; Sordariales; Chaetomiaceae
Exons: 2
Coding region: 34-957 (307 amino acids)
Molecular function (GO): oxidoreductase activity
Source: RefSeq, a predicted model, not a curated record
AAAAAAAAAAAAAAAAAAAAAACAGCAGUGACAAUGUCCGAACCCAAGCCCACAGCUCCUACCCCUACCCGACCGCUCACAUUCCUCAUAACAGGCUGCUCAUCCGGUUUCGGCCUGUCCCUCUCCCGCAUCGUGCUCGCCCACGGCCACCACCUGAUCGCCACCUCCCGCAACCCGGGCCGCACCCCGGAUCUCGUGGCAGAGGUCGAGUCGCGAGGCGGCAGAUGGCUUGCGCUCGACGUUGACGACCCGGCCUCGGGCUCGCUCGUCGACAGCCUAGAAAAGAAGGCGGGGGGCAUGGGCACGCACAUCGACGUGCUGGUCAACAACGCGGGCUACUCCAUCCACGCGCCCGUCGAGACCUUCACGGAGGAGGAGCUGAGGGGCAUGAUGGAGACGCUCUACUUCGGCCCGACCCGGCUGAUCCGCGCGGUGCUGCCAUACAUGCGGCAGAGGCGGUCCGGGGUGAUAGUCAACAUGAGUAGCGGUGCCGGCUUGGAAGGGAGGGAGAGUAUGGGCGGGUACGCCGCGGCCAAGGCGGCCAUGGAUGGCUUGAUGAAGGUGCUCGGGAAGGAAGUCGCGCCAUUCGGGGUGCGGACUCUGACCGUCCAGCUCGGGGCCUUCAACACCAACAUGCCGAACGCUGCGAGCUGCGGGAGGGUUCCGUUUCCUGAUGAUUACAAGGGAACUCCGGUCGAGACGGUCGCUGGGCUUAUCACUGGUGGGACGUUCAAUCCGGAUGGGGAUCAUGAGAAGGCCACAAGGGCUAUCUAUGAAGUUAUUGUUGGGGAAGGCGUUGGAGCUGGUCGUGAAUCCGAGAGGAUGUUGCCGCUAGGGAGGGACCUGGCGGUGCGGCUCAGGGAGGUGCAGGACGGCCUCGGCCACGCCAUGGAAGUGUUUGGUGAGGUGUGUAACAAUGUAUAUCUGGAGACGCGCGGACCGUCAUCGUCGGUCUAAGCCUACCCAUCUGGCUAGGUUGCGGUAUGGGUAGUAGUGGGCACUUACAGGUAGUCUUCAGUGAAGGAACGUAUUGGACGCAAUUCCUGGCCUAGUUUUUGAUCCAGGUUCUCGCUGUAGGCACAAUAUGUCUUCGCGGCCUGCAGUAAGUCAUGCUCCUCAUUUCCAAUACAGCUGGUACGACGAGAGGAAUCCCUCUCCUUCGAAUCAACCUAGAACUGGAG